UCAAUGCUGCUUUUUCCAGUUUACUUUUCUUUUCUUGUUCUACACGUCUUUGGUACUCUAUGUAUUCUGAACACGUCGCUACUGCUGGAGUUAUUUUUCUCUUGACCGUUUUUUUAUUUUGGCUAGUAGAGGCAGUUUCUGGCCAAUAGAAUGCAUUUUUAAACGGUGUAGAAAAUUCUGACUUAGAAUCAUUUUGUGUCCUAAUUGUUUGUUGAUAGGACUGAACUGCUAUAGUUUCACUUUUUUCUGGUGUGAAAUGUCUUUCGCUUGUAAUAUUUUCAGGUAUUACUCCUUCUUCCAUGUCGCAGUUAUUCUUACUAAGUGUGGUUUUAGUUUUUUCUGGUGUGAAAUGUCUUUCACUUGUAAUAUUUUCAGGUAUGACUCCUUCCUCCAUGUCGCAGUUAUUCUUACUAAGUGUGGUUUUAGUUUUUUCUGGUGUGAAAUGUCUUUCGCUUGUAAUAUUUUCAGGUAUUACUCCUUCUUCUAUGUCGCAGUUAUUCUUACUAAGUGUGGUUUUAGUUUUUUCUGGUGUGAAAUGUCUUUCGCUGGUAAUAUUUUCAGGUAUUAUUCCUUCUUCCAUGUCGCAGUUAUUCUUACUAAGUGUAAUUUCAGUUUUUUGUGGUGUUGAAUGGGUACGUCUUGUAAGAUCUUCAGGUAUUAGUAGGUUAUCAGAUAGUGUCACCGAUUGUUGUUGUGAGUCUGGUGUUGAAUCAAUAUUUGUUGUUAAAUUAUUAACCUGGGAAGAAUAUUCAAAAAAGCCAUCCUUUUGUACGUCAAACUGUAUAAAAUUCUCAUCGUUGACGGCAGACCAAUCCACAUUAAUGUCAGACAGGUUAUCCACAAAGUUUGCUUCCAGCGUUGAGUUGCCCAAAUCAAAAUUAUUAUCGUUUGUAUUUUCACUUGUCGUUACACUGCUGUUGACUGUUUUCCAAAAAAGAUACAAAUUUGUAUCCUUUACAUCUCCUAUCCAAUCCCCAUUGCAUUUUUUAAAUUCACGUAUUUUCUCACUACCUGCCCACUCCUCUAAGUAUUUGACUAUUUGGUGCGAAUUCUCGGUGGUUGAAGUUCCUGGGGAGGAUUGUAUCGGGAAGUUGAUAGAUGGAGUGUUGACAUUAGUAGUGCUAUUAGAACUCGAAGAUUUUAUGAGCUUGCUAUAAUUUACGGCAUCCGGAUUGAAAGGAAAUAAUCCACAAGCACGAAAUCCAUGUUGUAUAGUUUCAGGUUUUAAAGAAACUAAAAUGCAGUCUUCUAACAAUGGACCAAAUUCGCAACGUUUUAAACGUCGACCAUUAUUUUGCAUUCGCCAGUCAUGGACUUUUUUCCUCCACGCAUUUUUGAGGCUGUGAAAAACUGCCACAUCCAUGGGUUGCAAUAUAUGUGUAGAGUUAGGCAACAAGGCAAUCAAAACAAUGUCAUUGUCUCUACAAAAUUCACUUAGAGGUAGCGACAGGUGGGAAGAGUGUCCAUCCAUGAAUAGUAUAACUGGUCUUUUAAUAUUUUGUUUCAAUAAGUAUGGAUAAAAAACAUUUGUGACGUAUUCAUAGAAUGUUUGGCACGUCAUCCAGCCACUAUCCGAUCUACCUAGUGCCCAUGUGGAGGGAUAUUUUGAUAAUAUAUUUUGUGGAAUCCUCUUGUACGGAAACAAAACGAAAAUGGGCAUUAAUUUACCAUCAGCAGAAGAGCCCAGGGAAAGAGUCAAACAUUCCUUUUCAUCAUUUCCAGACAUGGAAUACACGGUCCGAGUACCUUUUCGUACUAAAACACCUUGACCUUUGGGACAUAGAAAAAAUGCUGACUCAUCGCAGUUAAAAAUUCUGGAAGGGUCUUCGAGAAUUUCGACCAAAUUAUUAUCUUCCAAGUAACUGUAAAUUUUUUGAAACCAAGCUCUGAUCUUCUCUUCAUUGGCACCAACCCUCGCUGUGGUAAGGGUUUGAGAGACUCUUUUAGUAAUAGUUGAAUUCCUUUUUAAAAAUCCCUCAUACCAAUGUCUGCCUGGUAAACCAUUUUUAAAUUUGUGUGGACGAUUUAGCUCUUUGACCAGUUUUGAGACUGAAUAUAAUAACUGAUCUUUAUUAACCGGAAAGCCAAUGUCUGCUAAAUGAUGUACCCAUUUUACUAUAAGAUUUUCUUCAGUUGUUGUUAGAAUAGUUGGGGCUCCAGCAAAUGAUUGUUUUGUGUAUUUUCUGUGUAUCUUAUCUAAUAAUGUCUGUUUAGGUAUAUUGUAUAAUUUCGAAGCUUUAUACGCAGACAUUGUUUUACUUUGGAUAGAUUCCAGGGCUUCGUUUAAUAAUUCCGGGGUGUACCUUUUUGAUGGCAUUUUAUCUGAAAAAAAUUACAUAUAUAAGACUCAAGUAGGUAUAGUAAGAAUAUAAUCAUACAUACUGCUUGAUAUAGUUUAGCUGCGUAUAAAUGUAAUAAUGGACAAAAGCUACAUUGCCAUUUCAAAUUAUGGUCUAAAGGACGUUUUUAUGGUCAUUUAAUAUUCUGUGAACCUAUAACCGUGCUAUUUAAAUUAAAUGUAUUUAUCUAAUUUAAUACAGUCCCAGUUAAUUUAAAAUAAAACCAAUGAAAUCAGUAAUGUGUUUUGAAAUGCCGUUUAAAAAAAAACUAACAAAAUUGAUUAAGUACGUUUCUUAAUUAAACCAAAACAAAUACUCAUAAAAAGAUUACUAUACAGCAUAACUCUAUUAAGGAAUAGUUGGACAAAUACCAUUAUAAAAUUCAAAUAACAACAAACAGACUGGUCAAAUACUGGCACGUAAAUAUCUCAAUCGAACCGUUACAGGUUUUAGUAGCACUAAAAAGUAAUAAUCUUACCCGUUGAAGUGAUUAUGAAUAAAAAAAUAAUAAUAAUAUUUAACCCUUCCCAUCCGUAAUUCCGUCCAUAAGACGGAAUAAUGUACAUGAGAUAUAAAAUGCGAACAUAAUUGCGUGCGUCAUUAAAAAGACAUUUUUUCAAGAAAAUAUUAAUUACACGUAACGAAAUUAAAAGUAAUAAUAUCAGUAAGAAGUAAGGCCCAGAAAUAAUUACUAUUUCCUCAAAUAAACAAAUAAAAAUGCCCACUGAAAAAUCGAAUUCAUGGUAUGACUUCGGUUAAUUUUUGAGAUAUAACACAGUUUAGAAUUCAAAUAAUAAGAAGGUGGUUGACAGAAUAUUAGUACGUAAUUAUCUCAAGCAAACUUUUAGGUUUCAAUGUUCCACUAUAAACAAAAUGUUGACCAAUUCGGUUAAUAAAUCGUUACAAACAAGUAAUAACAGUUGAACCUUUUAUUCCUUAAUUCCGUCCGUAGAACGGAAUAGCGUACAUGACAUACAGAAUGAGAACAUAAUUGCGUGCGUCAUUAAAAUGUAAUUUUUUAAUAAAAUAUUAAAAAUUAUCUUACGAAAGAAUUAAAACGAAAUAAAUAAAUGCAUAUUGGUUAUUGGAAAUAUAGAUAUUUCUUAUAAAAUCUUACCAACUUCUAUUGAGAACUCUAUGAUGAUUGGGAUCACUCGUUAAACAAAAACAAUAACACGUGGUGCUUAUUCAACGAUUCUGUGCAUACUGGGUAUUCAUGACAAGUGAAGGUGCCAGCAGCCGCAUGAAAAAUGGCGGGAAUUUUAAUUACUGCUUUCAAAAGCAUCAUAGAUUUGAAUAUAGUGUGUGAGUAUUCCGCCUUUUCAAAAUAUAUCUUAUUUUACGACUUUAAAUGUAAUGGACCGCAAUUGUGUACUAGGCCGUAAUAUCGUGCAGUUACAUUAGUAAC
Molecule: messenger RNA, 3747 nt
Organism: Diabrotica virgifera virgifera (western corn rootworm)
Lineage: Eukaryota; Metazoa; Arthropoda; Insecta; Coleoptera; Chrysomelidae
Exons: 3
Coding region: 300-1157 (285 amino acids)
Source: RefSeq, a predicted model, not a curated record